UGUGCUAGGUAAAUAGCUGGGCGAAAUUCAGCUGAUUAUUUCUUGAUUCGGCCCCUUCGCAUCGCUACAUGGGAUCGAAGUUGGCCAAAUUAAAACAAAAGUCAAUAAAUCAAAACCAGAGAACUAGCCAAUUUAGUCUUCAUAGAAGCAGAUGUAAAAGUGGUGUUAAUAGCAACAGUUUCAUUGGUGAUCAUGAAACUCAGGAGUCAGAAGCGGGAGAAGCUGAUCUACAUAAGCACUUUGUUAACUGUAAGAAGAAUCCAGGUCAUAGACAGUUUAUACCUGUUGAUACAUUCAGCUUGAAACAUUUACCCGAAGGUCAUCAAAACAAAUACUUGUAUGAGCUUGUAAAAGCUUCAGCUGACCUGACUGUCAGAGUCAGUGUUAAAAUGACCAGUCCAGACAGACCACGGUUUUGGCCGCAGACAACUGUACCAUUUCCAUUUUUUAAUGAGAGGCACGCUCCAACCUCUAGGGUAGGAAGUGGGAGAGUGUGGAAUAUACAUGCGAUGCAGGAUGGGAUAGCACAAGAUGGCGACGAGUGUGACGAUAGUAGCCGCACAGAAUGCUGGUGCACAAAAUGUGAAGAUUCGGACUCCCCCAGCAAUGUGUGGUGGGAAUUUUUUCUGCACACAGCCAGUCACGUGGUUUUUGAUGACUACGAGGCGAAGCACACGACACUGAGACUCUUUUACGACAAAGACGAUAGUCCAGUGGUCAUUGUUGAUAAAGUCAUGGUUGAAUACGUAAACCUUGACUAUGACGUAUGCGUGCUGAAAUGUGUGACAUGUGACGAAAGUUUAGGUAAUAGACUGGCGGAAAUGUAUGGCUAUCAUUUAAUAGCAUGGAACCUAGUGUUAUACAAAUAUACACACACCAGAGACAAACACAAGAUGACCUUUAUUGUAUCUCAUCCUCAUGGAUGCCCCAAGCAGAUCAGUAUUGGUCAAUGGAAGGCCAAAAAAGAGAUCCAUGAUAGAACAAAGUUUACUUACUCCACACCGACUUGUCCAGGAAGUAGCGGGGCCUCUGUCCAUUGUGUGGGCUAUAGUUGUAUGGCGUGGAACUCAGAGCUUGUUCAUAGUGGAUGUUUGAAGUGUGGAUUAAAUUAUAGCGGAGCUGGUCGUUUCCCGUAAAUUGUAGCCUUUUAAAUUUUUGUAACAUUAAUUUCUCUAAUGGCAUCGCAAUAUUAUCUUUUUAUUCACUUGUAAAGCGAAUGUACAUUUGUAAUUUCUGUAUAAAUUUUGUUAAACAAAAGACUUCUAUUUAUCUAUAUGAAUUUUUUACGAGUUUUUAUCAAAUCAAUAUAUAGAUUAUUGAAUGUUCUUUUUUUAAAAAUUACUAUAAUAUGCUCAGUGCAAAGUAGUCUGAUCUCUUUUGUGGAUAUAUAGGCUAGUGCAAAAGGUUUUUAUGCUGCUAUUGAACGCUCAGCAAAUGCUUAAUUAAUCUUCCAAUUAUUAAAAGCUCUUUAUUUAGUACUAGACAUAUAUUACCCGCGGCCUGCGGGUCUUAAUUUGCAUAUCACUGUCGAUAUAGCGUGUUUACAUAGCGGUGUGCACGACUCAUGAAUGGGACUAAUGUUCAGUUUAUUUUAUUCUGACAAAAUCCUGUCAGGACCAUCAUUUAACAUUGCUAUUAGACACACUGCUGUCAGUAGGCCUACCGUUGCAAAAGAUGAAAAAUUUGACUUUGAGAAUCCUUGCCAAAUUGUUGCAUGAAAGCUUUCAUUAGCAUUUUGGGUGCUAAUUUUGGCACAAUAUGCAUCUUACCGGUAGAACAGUUCUUUCUUUUUAGAAAACAGCUGUCAAAAAUCAAAUAAGUUGAAUGCAGUAUUUCUGGAGCGUCUAUGUGAAUAAUGAAUCAAAUAAAAAAAAGGCACCAAAAAACGAAAUACCAACCGAAGUACGACAAGGUGUUACUGAAUGCAGUGGACUAUUUAAUUGCUAAAACUAUUUCUGUUUAUUUGUUUU
Molecule: messenger RNA, 1970 nt
Organism: Biomphalaria glabrata
Lineage: Eukaryota; Metazoa; Mollusca; Gastropoda; Planorbidae
Exons: 4
Coding region: 69-1136 (355 amino acids)
Source: RefSeq, a predicted model, not a curated record